CUAAGCUACUUGAUCACAAGCCAAAGCUAAACUCUCAAAACCCAAAUGAAAGCAAAGAGAAAAAAAAUGCCAUUGUCCACCUGUACAACAACUUCAAUGGUUACUCCCCAUUUCACUAAAAAGCCCAAAAUUGGUGUAGUGGGAAAAGAAGAAGACGAAGAAAAUCUAAGCAAUGAGUGCAAGGAGUUGAUUCAUUCUCUUCCCAAAGAGAAAGGUUGGAGAACUCCUUUCAUAUAUCUUUUCCAAGGCUUUUGGUGUCAACCAAAAGAGAUUCAAGCCAUAAUCUCUUUCCAAAAACACUUCCAAGCAAGAGACUCUGAUGUAAUUCUUGCUACCAUACCAAAAUCAGGUACAACAUGGAUAAAGGCCUUGACCUUUGCCAUCAUGAACCGCAAGCGUUUCACCACUUCAAGCAAAAACCAUCCACUGCUUACAUCCAAUCCCCAUGAUCUAGUACCUUUCUUCGAGUACAAGCUUUAUGCAAACAACCAAAUCCCUGACCUCUCCAACCUUCCCAGGCCUAGACUUUUUGGGACUCAUGUUCCAUUUGCUUCAUUGCCAGAAUCAAUAAAGAGUUCUAGUUGUCGAAUUGUUUAUGUAUGUCGGAACCCUUUUGACACAUUCAUCUCCUCAUGGCAUUACAUCAACAAAGUGAGGCCAGAAUCUCUACCUCCAUUUCCACUAGAAGAAGCUCUCAACUUGUAUUGUAAGGGGGUGGUCGGCUUCGGACCCUUUUGGAAGCACAUGUUAGGGUAUUGGAAAGAAAGCAUGGAGAGGCCGGAGAAGGUUUUGUUCAUGAAAUAUGAGAACAUGAAGGGAGACACUAUCUCCCACUUGAAGAUGUUGGCAAAUUUCUUGGGGGUCCCUUUUUCAAUUGAAGAGGAGAAAGAAGGUAUAAUAAAGGACAUAGCAAAGCUAUGUAGCUUUGAGAAUUUGAAAGAUUUGGAGGUCAACAAAUGUGGAAAAUCCAUUAAAAACUUCGAGAACAAACACUUGUUCAGGAAAGGCGUGGUAGGAGACUGGGUGAAUUAUCUCUCCCCUUCAAUGGUUGAGCAGUUAUCCAAAGUUAUCAAGGAUAAAUUAGGUGAUUCUGGCCUGAGAUUUAAGGCGUUUUCCUAGGACUAUGUCUACUUGACAUGGAAUAUAAUAUCCAUAUACAUCUAUUUAUGGUCUUAUUAUAUUUGGCAAUUCUCCUGAAUUCCUUUGAAAAUGGAAAUAAUGAAAGGAUAGAGAAGAUAAAAUAUUUGGGUCCAUUGAAUUUUGCGGGGCUACAUUCAAUAUCAAUGUUCAAAAAGGGUAGCUCAACAACGUUGGUGAUCAUUCCAAUCCAUGACACUUGUUUUUUGUUUUUUUUUUUCUCAAUCAAAAUCAAUAUUACUCCAUAUCAAAAGUCGAUAUAUGAGUUAAUUUGUUGAUUUUGGUCAAGUCGAAUAUAGUAACAUAUUCACGUAAACUUAUAAUCACAUGAAAUGUUCAUCAAUUAUACUUUACUAUCAUGAU
This is a messenger RNA of Theobroma umbraticum, 1500 nucleotides long. Its product is annotated as cytosolic sulfotransferase 15-like. NCBI's taxonomy places the organism in Eukaryota, Viridiplantae, Streptophyta, Magnoliopsida, Malvales, Malvaceae. The record is from RefSeq and is a predicted model, not a curated record. Gene Ontology annotation, molecular function: sulfotransferase activity.